Messenger RNA from Syngnathoides biaculeatus (alligator pipefish), 3622 nucleotides. RefSeq lists its product as uncharacterized. Lineage: Eukaryota; Metazoa; Chordata; Actinopteri; Syngnathiformes; Syngnathidae. The transcript is spliced from 5 exons. Gene Ontology annotation, cellular component: mitochondrion. The coding region runs from base 373 to 1224 and encodes 283 amino acids. The record is from RefSeq and is a predicted model, not a curated record.
GUAGCGCUGAGUGCUUUUGUAUUUAAAAAAAAAAAAACAUCACGAAUUAUGUAUUUCUAUUCGUUUUUGGCAAAAUACUAUACAUCCAGCGAGAUCCUGCUCUGUUGAUUGAACAACUGACAAAGGGUCAGUCCUAAUCUGCCAGAAAAAAGAGGCCUUCAAGCGAACUUCAUUACCCAUAACACACCGCAGUUUGGCUCGUGUGCCUUACACACUCUUCGUCGCCUGUACGGACAAAUGUGGUCCUCGACCGCCACGGUGCCUCGGCAGGCAGCUAUGGCCUUCAGCCUUCAAGAUUAGGGAUAUAAACACCCCUCAACACCCCAGUUAAAUCUGUGUUGGUGAAAGUGACAACCACAGAAAAGGAAAAAGAUGACGUUAAUCCAGCACAUCAUGACUCGUGGCACACUAAGAAGGGUGACAGUGGGUUGCCAAUUACUCCCGGUUGUUGCUGUCCAUGACACAUCACAGUCAUUUUGCAGGUGUGCCCUACGCCUGCCCUCUCCACACCCUCUAGGAUGGCACUGGUUCUCAACGUCACCGUUCAGCGUAGCAGCCCAUCAACCCAAACAGCAACCACCAGGGGGAGAAUUGGCCAUUUCUUCAUAUCAGACACCAUCAGAUCAGCAAGACAAAGAUGGGCCUAGUGUUGAAGAGGUGGACCCUUUGCAGGACAAGUCCAUUGGGCUUGUUCAGAGAUUCAAGAAGACCUUCAAACAGUAUGGGAAGGUGAUGAUACCUGUGCAUCUCCUCACAUCCUCAUUAUGGUUUGGAACUUUCUACUAUGCUGCUAUGAAAGGUGUAAAUGUGGUACAAUUCCUGGAGAUGAUCGGUGUGCCAGAAUCACUUGUUGGACUAUUGAGAGAAUCAUCUAGCGGUUAUGCUCUGACUGCUUAUGCCAUGUACAAGAUCGCCACUCCUGCCAGAUAUGCAGUGACCCUGGGCGGUACUUCUCUGUCUGUUCAGUACCUCCGAAAGCACGGCUAUUUAUCCACACCACCACCAGUCAAAGAGUACUUCCAGGACAAGAUGGAGGAGACCAAGGAGAAAUUGUCUGAAAAAAUGGAGGAAACUAAGGAGAGGUUUUCAGAGAAAAUGGAAGAAACAAAAGGACGCUUCUCAGAGAAAAUGGAAGAGACUAAGGACAAGUUGUCUGAGAAGCUGCAGGAAACCAAAGACAGAGUAUCUGAGGGUAAAGCAUUUUUUAGGAAGAAAAAUGAUUAGAAAACAUUGCAGGUGGUGCCUCAAUUAUUUAUCCAUUUCAGGUUGGAAGUAAUCAGUGAUUUGGGGUCAACUCUAAGACUAGGAGGAAAUGAGCAAGAUGCAUUUGUCUGAAAAAUGUCACCUCUCACAGCCUGCUGUUUUGAUGUUUUCUACAUAAUAGUCAAAUAAGUGUGCUGCAUGGUACAGUACAAUAUAAGUGUAGAACUGACAACAGCCUGGCAACUUCGGUAUGGCUUCCUUCUUACGUUCCCCACCUCUGUCUGCGUUUACAGCAGCUCAAGUGAUUAGAGAAAGUAUUUGCAAUGUGGAAGAAGUUAAUAAAGACAACAUGAAAAUACUUCUGGUUGUUGUCAAGCUCAAGCUUGAAGUCAAUAGUUAGAAAAACAUGCACAAGAGAUCAAAGCCUUUCUAAAGGCUCUAUCACCUUUUGUAAUGCACUGAAGAAAAUUAUUUUUAUAGUAUGAAAUAAUGUCUUAGCCAAAGCUUCUUCUUUUUCCUUCGGCUUUUCCCGUGAGGGGUUGCCACAGCGUGUCAUCUUUUUCCAUCUAAGCCUAUCUCGUGCAUCCUCGUCUCUAACACCCACUGUCCUCAUGUCCUCUCUCACAACAUCCAUCAACCUUUUCUUUGCUCUUCCUCUUGUUCUUUUGCCUGGCAGCUCCAUCCUCAGCAUCCUUCUACUAAUAUACUCACUCUCUGGCCUCUGAACAUGUCCAAACCAUCGAAGUCUGCUCUCUCCAAAACAUCCAACUUUGGCUGUCCCUAUAAUGCGCACAUUUCUAACCCUAUCCAACCUGUUCACAUCAAGCAAGAACCUCAGCAUCUUCAUUUCUGCUACCUCCAGUUCCUGUUGUUUCUUCAGAGCCACCGUCUCUAAUCCGUACAUCACGGCCGCCCCUCACCACUGUUUUAUAAACUUUGCCCUUCAUCCUAGCGGAGACUCUUCUGUCACAUAGAACACCAGACACCUUCCGCCAACUGUUCCAUCCCGCUUGGGCCCGCUUCUUCACUUCCUUACCACACUCACCAUUGCUCUGUACUGUUAACCCCAAGUAUUUAAAGUUGUCCACCCUCGCUAUCUCUUCUCCCUGGAGCUUCACUCUUCCUCCUCCACCCCUCUCAUUCACGCACAUAUAUUCUAUUUUACUUAGGCUAACCGUCAUUCCUCUCCUUUCCAGUAUCUACCUCCAUCUUUCUAAUUAUUCCUCUGCCUGUUCCCUGCUUUCACUGCCGAUCACAAUAUCAUCUGCGAACAUCAUGGUCCAAGGGGAUUCCAGUCUAACCUCAUCUGUCAGCCUAUCCAUUACUACCGCAAACAGGAAGGGUCUCAGCGCGGAACCCUGAUGGAGUCCCACCUCCACCUUAAAUUCAUCUGUACAUACAAUGUAAAAAUGUACUUACCCAUCACUUCGGCACAUCUCACCGCUGUUCUGCUCUCCUCAUACAUGUCCUGAAGUAUUCUAACAUAUUUCUCCGCCACACCAGACUUGCACAUGCAGUACCACAGUUCCUCUUUUGGUACUCUGUCAGUCUUUCUCUAGGUAUACAAAAACACAAUGUAGCUUCUUCUGACCUUCUCUGUACUUUUCCACGAGCAUCCUCAAGGCAAAUAAUGCAUCUGUGUAAUUAUAAUUGAUAUUAUAGUGCUAAAAACGGCAGAGAAUAGUAGUUUACCUCCUGUUUUUAUUCUGAAUUUAACUCAGCAGUGGUUAAAAAAAAAAAAAAUUGAACAUUACAUUGGCGCAUGGGGCCCUCUAUAGGAGCUUUAAUGCUAUAACCAUAGCAAAUAGGUGACUUGCAGGUGACGUCACAUCUGUUUUGAAUUUUUUCUGGCCGCCAUAUUGGGAGGUCUCUUCGCUGGUUACAUUCGAUUACAUAAGACGCUUUUUGACUUCUUAGACGAUGGUGCACGUGUUGUGUUAUUGGCUGCUAUAACAAGUUCAGCAAAGAAUGGAACAGACGGUUUUUCUGAUUUCCGAAAAUAAUUACGCACCAAGGACCCCAAACCGAAGAAAUGUCGAGCAAGCGAAGUGGCUCAGUAAUAUCUCGCGUGCAGAUCUCACUCGUCCCACAGUUUCAAGUCCUGUGUGCAGCGUUCACUUCAUAAUUGGUAAGUUUAAGCCUAGGAUUGCACUUUGACCAUAUCCUCCUACCGUUAUUUUUACAUGUAUGUGUUGUUUGCUGUGUUUUAUAUUACAAGACUAAUGGUGUUUGAUCGGUCUACAUGUACAUGUACAUCCAACUUGGCCGCCGAUCGAAAUCGGCCGCCAGUGACAGGUUUUUCAUCUACAGUUUAGGAUACAAACGUGUGCAUGUGUGUUGUGCUGUCUGUAAACGUCAAAUUAUUUUUAAGAAGGAAAUAUACCGUAUAUAUAUUAAAAACAACACGAGUAUGCAUGUA